Molecule: messenger RNA, 3261 nt
Organism: Zootermopsis nevadensis
Lineage: Eukaryota; Metazoa; Arthropoda; Insecta; Blattodea; Termopsidae
Biological process (GO): transmembrane transport; monocarboxylic acid transport
Molecular function (GO): monocarboxylic acid transmembrane transporter activity
Source: RefSeq, a predicted model, not a curated record
AUGAGGACACCCAGUUUUAUUUUAGUGUCAGACACAAACAUACAUGUCUAGUAGUGAAUACGAAAGUGUAAAGUGCUCUAAUGUUAAUAAGUUUCAAACACCAAAGCUAAAGUCCUAUAGUUUCGAGACAUCUAAUUCCUAAUAACAACGAUCAUCAAUAUUUAUCAAAAUGGGACGUCAGAGCAUCGUUAAAGAAGACACUAAUUACAAUGUAAUCAGUGAAAUUGAAGCUCCAGAGGGUGGUUGGGGGUGGAUAGCUGCUUUCGGGGUGUCAGUAAUGUUUACUGUUGUAAUUGCACCAUUUUCGGUAUUCGGAUUAUUAUUUGAGGAUCUCCUUGAGUCUCUUGGACAGGGAACACAGGCAGUAACACUGAUCUCAAAUCUGACUUCUAGCUGCAGCUUCCUAUUGGGUGUGGUCGUUAAUUAUGUCUUAACGAAGUACUCAUGUCGACAAGUUGGAGUUGUUGGGUCUAUUAUAUACUUUAUAGGCAGUUUCAUGUGCGCAUUUGUCAACUCUAUGUUCCUACUUGCCUUUGCAUAUGGAGUCCUACAAGGCAUUGGUUUGGGAUUAAUGGUACCGGCAGUGUUCACUAGUUUUAAUCAUUACUUUGUUCGUAGACGAACAUUCGCUAUGGGUAUAACACAAGUAAUUACAGGGGUAGGAUGCAUGGUUAUACCCAUAAUCCUACAGAGACUAAUAGAAGAAUACGGUACUAGGGGAACUCAAGCCAUUAUUUCAGCCAUGGGUCUUAAUUCAUUGCUUUCUGCCAUCGUUCAACAACCUGUAGAGAAGCACAUGAAACGUAAGAAACGAAUCAGAAUACAAAAACAAGAAUUUGAUUCCGAAAAACACGGCAAUAUCAAAAGAGAAUCUUGUGACCUUGAAAUGAGGAUUGUCAACAGAAAAUCAGAUUCUGUGAAAGAAACACAAAUAUCUGAGAUCACUGAAGGAUUCUGUCAUAAUGGCUUCCCAGAACGAGACAAAAAUAUCUCAUAUGAAAGUAAUAACAGUGCGAUUUUGACUAGAGAGACAAACGCAUCAGACGCAGAUGUGAUAAAUAUUCGUACCAAAUCAGAUUCCCGACAAGAAUCUGAGACAAAUGGUAACCAAAAUGAUCCUCUUGGCGAUCACACUGAAAAUACCAAAGCAAAUAUUUUAACAGAACACUUUAACGAAGUUCUCGCUAGAAGCAGCGAAGUAAACAAACAGUCCCAAAUCAUCACGGUCGAUUAUGCCAGAAACCAAACAGAAUUUGACAAAUAUGACGCCCAGGAAGACGAUUCCGUGGAGCGACGUUUGCUAAAUGAUGAAUAUUUAAAAAUACAUUAUAUUACGAAACGCACGUCCGCAGAUUUGGGCUCAACUACAACAGGAAACCCUGUGUCCAUCAGUGAUUCUAGGGCCACAGUCACUAGUCUGAGGAGCUGGACCAGCAGCUGUGAGAGGAGACGACGUACAAACGACGACCUAUCAUCGUUAAAGCCAUCGGAAACCCGAGGGACACACAAUGUAUUUUCAAGAACCUGGGCAAGUGUAGUCGAUCUCCUUGACCUGCGUCUCCUUCUUGAUCCUGUCUACGUCAACAUCGCCUUAGGCUGUUCUAUGUCCUUCUUCGCCGAUGUAACCUACAGCACAGUGUUUCCAUUGGCAAUCCUCAAGAUGGGUUAUUCCAGGGCUGACACUGCCUUAUGCAUCUCCAUAAUCGCAAUUACAGAUAUAUUUGGGAGACUCUGUGUAGCAUUAAUUGGAGCUCUUUGUCCAAAGAUUACCAGCAGAGCUCUAGUCUUCGCAGGGGCAGUUUCAUCCGUCAUCGGCAGAAUAAUAUUCGUCUUCUUUGAUGAUUUCUCUUCAAUGGCGAUACUAAUCGGAUACCUUGGGUUUACCAGAAGCUUCAUCCACGUACCAAUGCCCCUAGUGUUUGCGGAGUACAACAUCCACCGCUUCCCUGCUGCGUAUGGUCUAAGUGCAGUGAUAACUGGGAUAAUCUGCCUAUCAGCGGGACCUCUUGUAGGAUGGGUUCGAGAUGCAACGAACAGCUACGCCAUUUGCAUCAACACACUUAACAUUUUACAAAUUGUUCUUUGUAUAUGUCCUUGGACUCUGGAGUUUAUUAUCUCACGUAUUCGACGCCCAUCAAAAACAAAAGAAAGUUCACAGCUACAGAUGUAGUUCAGUUCUCGAAAUAGGCAUACAAACUCAGUGUGGUAUUCAUCAUUAAACACAUAAUACGUUCCUUCCUACCUGAACAGUCCAUAUUUCAAAUCUCAUGUCAGAGUUACUGCAUUUUCUCAUGGCUUUCCUCACUUCAACCAGAAAACUUGUGUAACAAUAUCUCAAUAUAGGCCAGGGCAGCCAACUUCUGCAUUAUUUCCCAUUUAUUACAUACAUUCGUCUUUCAAUGUAAUUAUAUAUAAACAAUAACGUGUACCAUUACAUUCGAUAUGUCCACCAUUUACGUCGAUGAAAACCCACAAAGAUGUAUGUCAGACCAAAAUAAUGACGCCAAUUAUCUGUGGCAUGAUUUCAAUUUUUGCAGCAGAGAGCAGCUUGUCCACACGAAUGACUGGGGUUCAUUUCGCAUGGCGUGUUUUCAUUGUUUCUGCAUCUCUCGAUUAUUAUCGAAAGUCUAUCGACCACGAUCUCGAUGUUAUUCUCACACAUGCUUCUACUCAGUGCUGCCAUCUGUCAUAACUGUGACAAAACACGAUACGUAAACUGGGUACAGACACUCACAUAACGUCCUUUUUUUAAAAGGAAUUAAUAUUCGCGCAGCUAAAAUUAAUGGGAAUUUUAUUUCGAUUUACAAAUUUUUUUACUUUACGUACAGUUUUAAUCACAUAGUUCCUGCUACUUUUUUUUCAUGAAUAACUUCAUGUGUUCUGUUCCGAUUCAGACUUCAUUUUGAAAUAAUUUAUUCUUUACAUAUUUUAUAGGACUCAUUAAUAUCACGUAUGACACAGAAAAACGCAGAUAAGUCUAUAUACCUAUUCAGAAUUCGAAUUUCCAACUCAAAUCUUCGAAGUGGUAAAUAAUGGACGCACAUUAGGCCGUAACAUAGAUUUUAUACUAAAUAAUAAAAUAUAUUAAAUAUUCUGGCUGGUUCCAGACUCCCAGAAAAAUAUCUGUUUUCCCCAGAUAUUUUAGAAUAAUGAACAAUCAUAAAAUUAGAACAGAAUUACUUUUUAUAAUAGUUCUUACCUAUUUAACCCUUUCAAUCACUAUUAAAGUAUUGAAUUAAACGUUUACAAUGUACAAGAGUA